Molecule: messenger RNA, 351 nt
Organism: Pterocles gutturalis (yellow-throated sandgrouse)
Lineage: Eukaryota; Metazoa; Chordata; Aves; Pterocliformes; Pteroclidae
Product: lipid phosphate phosphohydrolase 2-like
Biological process (GO): phospholipid metabolic process; signal transduction; phospholipid dephosphorylation
Molecular function (GO): phosphatidate phosphatase activity
Source: RefSeq, a predicted model, not a curated record
UGCAAUCCCGACUGGUCCAAGGUGAACUGCUCUGUCUACGUGCAGCUGGAGAAUGUCUGCCAGGGCGAGAGCAGGAACGUCACCGAGUCCAGACUGUCCUUCUACUCCGGGCAUUCCUCCUUCGGGAUGUACUGCAUGAUGUUCCUGGCGUCCGACUACAAGCACCACUGGAGCGACGUGCUGGCGGGGCUGCUGCAAGGGGCUCUCAUCGCCAUCCUCAUCGUCCGCUACGUCUCUGACUUCUUCAAGUACCGUCCCCCGCGGCAGUGCAGCGAGAAGGACGCGGAGCGCAAGCCCAGCCUGCCGCUGACCAUGAGCGACCAUCACUACAGCUACCCGGGCGCCCCGUGA